Molecule: messenger RNA, 3845 nt
Organism: Quercus robur (English oak)
Lineage: Eukaryota; Viridiplantae; Streptophyta; Magnoliopsida; Fagales; Fagaceae
Exons: 4
Coding region: 219-3185 (988 amino acids)
Cellular component (GO): nucleus
Molecular function (GO): transcription corepressor activity
Source: RefSeq, a predicted model, not a curated record
AAACUUGUACUAAGACAUAAAGAAAAGACACUAUUUUUACUCUCCCUCUUCGCUUAUACAUAGAGAAACUUUCGUUUCUUUAUUAUUCCCUCUCCUCUCUCUAUCUCUCUCUCCCUUUUGGUCUCGCAAAUUCACACUAGUACACCCAUGAAAACUUAGCUCUGCCUUCAACAAGGCUUUGUUUCUCACGUGGGUUUUUUGAACUUUCAAGCUUUUCCAUGGAGCAGAUGGAGUCACUUCAGCUGGAUCAUGAUGGUAACUGCUUCGAAGAAGCAUCAGAUAAGCAGUUACUUCCUCCAGGAUCUCCAGAGGAAAGGGAUAUAUUUGGAGAUCCACAGGUGAAUACCAGAGUUGGCGAUGAUUAUCAAGUGGAAAUACCUUCCUUAAUGACAAAAUUUGAGCAUGCUCAGCUUCUAAUGAACCCUACUGAUUCUGGAGUUACAGUUGAUGUUUCCCACUCCUUUUUGAUGGGUUUACCCAUCCCAAUCAUGUGGGUUCAGGAAGUGAAUAAAAUUGAAGAUGGAACAUGGGAAUUUGUUAGUAAUCAUGAUGAGUCAGGUAACCCAAAUGUGCAAGUCAAAGCAAGAAACAGAAAAAAGAUUCAUCUUAAGUUGAAGAAGAGAUGUACUGUAAAUAGUCUCGAACCCUCAAAUGUGCUUGGAUUGGACCAUGACAAGGAAUCAAGAACUGCAGAUGUUGGAAACAUGGUGGCAGGGAAAACAAGCUUAGUUGGAGUGCAUAAAAGCAAAAGAUAUUACCCAGUUCCAGGUUCAAAAUCUGACCCCUGGAGUGAUGCUGAAGUCAAUGGUUUCCUCCUUGGUUUAUAUAUAUUUGGGAAGAAUUUUAUAUCGAUCAAGAGAUUUAUACAGAACAAAGAGAUGGGGGAAAUGCUUUCAUUCUACUAUGGGGAAUUUUAUAGGUCUGAUCGCUACCGUAGAUGGUCAGACUCCCGGAAGGUUAGAAAUAGGAAAUGUAUAACCGGACGGAAAAUAUUUACAGGAUGGAGGCUACAGGAAUUGUUAUCUCGCUUGCUUCCUCAAGUCCCAGAGGAAUUUCAAAGUACUUUGGUGGAGGGCUCUAAGUCAUUUGCAGAGGGAAGAACUUCACUAGAAGAAUUUGUCUGCUCUUUGAAGUCAACUGUUGGCAUUCACAUUCUUGUGGAAGCUAUAGGCAUUGGCAAGGGGAAGGAAGAUCUCACGGGCCUUGCCAUGGAGCCUGGAAAGACCAAUCACAUAUUUCAAGUUUGUCCUAACCUACCAACCGGCAAAGCUUGCUCCUCUCUUUCAUCCAGUGAAAUACUGAAGUUCCUGACUGGAGGUUUCCGGUUGAGCAAAGCCCGGUGUAAUGAUAUUUUCUGGGAAGCUGUUUGGCCCCGUUUGCUGGCUAAAGGAUGGCAUUCUGAGCAACCUAAGGAUCAGGGUUAUGUGACACUCAGACAUUACCUGGUUUUUCUUAUGCCUGGUGUUAAGAAGUUCUCGAGGAGGAAACUUGUGAAGGGAGACCACUACUUUGAUUCUGUUAGUGAUGUUUUGAGCAAAGUGGCAUCUGAACCAAAACUUCUUGACUUUGAAGCUGAAGAAGCUACAGUCAGGAGCAGCACUGAGGAUGGAUGGGUUCCAGAAGUGACAUCAGACCCAGAUGAUCCAUCCAAUUAUCAGCGCCAUUGUUACCUUAAACCCCGAGUUUCUACUUGCAAUCAGAAUGGUAUGAAGUUCACUGUUGUUGAUACCAGUUCAGUCCAUGGAGGAAAAUCAUCCAAUGUGAGAGAACUGAGAUAUUUACCAAUUGAAUCCAAAAGGACUUCCAAGCUCUUCAAUCGUUUGAAUGAUAAUGAAGGGAAAUUCUUUAAGAAUUCUAUGGAUGGAUAUGAGGUUUCUGCUACAGAUAUGCCAUUGAACAUUGAAAUGAAUAUAAAUAAGCCAAACCACACUGAGGGUACAAUUGGUGAAAAACGUCCAAAUGGCAUGAAGUUCACUGUUGUUGAUACUAGUUUGCUCCAUGGAAAAAAAUCAUCCAAGGUGAGAGAACUUAGAUAUUCACCAGUUGAACUCAAAAGUAAUUCUGAGCUGACCACUUUUUUGAGAGAAACUGAAGGGACCUCAGAAGAUUCACUGGAUGGGCAUGCGCUUGAUGCUGCUAACAUUCUGUUGAACAGUGAUAAGAAUAUUAUAUCCGAUAGUGAUAACACAAACCAAAAGGCAAUCAUUAAUAACUCAGAUACAACUGCAAACAAAAUUAUGGAGAGCCACCAGGAUGAGAAGACCGCUACAUCCGAUGACAGGCAACUGAAGAGGACUAUCAAGCAUCAAUUUAGUCGGCGUGUAAAAUCUGGCCAUUCAAAUUUUGUAGCACCUGUGAUUAAAAGGCGGAAGUUAACUUCUUGUGCUAAUGCCAAGAAAAACUGCAUUGUUGAGGACUUAUCAGAAGACUUGGGUUCAAAGAAAACAGGACUCUCUGUGGCAUUGAACCCACCAGAUGCAGGUAAGAAUGUCAGUUCUCAAGUAGGUUCUCAAGAGAAAGUGCCCUCAAUUAUUUGUGCAGCUAAAAGCAGUCCAGAAGAGGAGAGUGGUGGAGGCAUCCUUAGUGGAAAUUUUACUGGCAUGAAAACAUCCUAUCUGAAAAAUGAGACACAUCAAUCCCUGCCAUCAUUUGACCUGAAUCUACCCCAGGGUUUACAAGAGUCUGAAAAUGGUGAAGCAGUAGUAAUGGAGGUCAAAGACAGGCAGCGUGUAAAUGAAGAUGUUUCAUGCUUUCCAUCUAAGAAAAUUGAGCCAGUUCCUGACACAUUGAAAACCUCUAUUGAUAUGGGUACUGCAGAACAGCAGCCUGAUAUGAACACCAGGAGGCAAGGCACAAGAAACCGACCACCGACCAUUAGAGUAUUGGAAGCUCUUGCACAUGGUUACUUAAAUACCCCCAGGAAGCAAAAGAGUGGAGAAGUUCAGACACGAGAAAAUCCAUUCUCUAAUCAUACCCGCAAGGCCCGAAGCAGAGUCAAAGCAACUUCAACUCGUGGUAACACUAGUACCAAGACCAUGCAAAUGGAAGAAAAGGAGGUGAAAGAAGCCUGUAGUAUUAACAAAGAUGUGGUUAGCCAACCUCUUGAUCAAAUUGAGAGAAGUGGCUCACUAGCUACUAGGGAUUUGACUACCCGUUGUCCUGAAGUUUUGAGGACAAUCAGGUGAGGUGGCGUGCUUCCUAUUUUUACUUGAAAAUGAGUUCUCAGCUGCGCUUAAUUUCUUAAAGGAGCAUUGGAGCAGUCAACUGUCUUUUGUGGAAGGACUUUUGCUAACAGGAGACUGGCACAAUCUGGAGAAAUUGGAGUCUAUUGAAUGCUGUGCCAACCAUGCUAACAGGAGGGUGCAUCUUCAACUGUUUAGUUGCCUCAUUACAUUCAUAUAAAACUAAUCAGUCACUAAUCAUGGUGCACCAGAUCACAGUGCAGACCACCAUUUAAUAAAAAAUUCUGAGGGCUCUUAUAGCUAUUUGCUAUGGCGACUAUGAAGGUUAAUAUGUUAUGCAGUGUAUAUGAAAAUGUUUGGUAGGCUACCAAUUGGUAGAUAUAUUAUUGGUGGUAUUUUUUGGAAUUCAAAUAAGUUGUCUAAAGUUUAAUGAUAAUUAGGGUGCUCUGGGGCAGGCUAUUUAGAUAAGAUCAAGUUGCUUAGAGUGUAAUAAUUGUAGUGGUACCCAAGGCAGAGGUUUAAUGGCACCCUUCACAGUUGCAGUUGCUGUUAGUAGAUACCUUUGCCAAAACAGAGAGUUACUGGGAAAAGCUGCUGAAUCAUCAAAAUAUCAAUUUCUAAUGUGCUAUAGAAGGUUGUUUCAAGGGAUCAUCUUCCAAUCUU